This is a messenger RNA of Effrenium voratum, 1830 nucleotides long. Lineage: Eukaryota; Dinophyceae; Suessiales; Symbiodiniaceae. The record is from the annotation of a GenBank genome assembly.
AUGAACCAGCCGCGCAUACCCGCCUCGAUCGAGGUCGCUCCCAAACAGGCCAUCGAAUCGGCCGACCUGCCCGGCCUGUUUCCGCCCGGCACGCGCGUCUACAUCACCGAUGUCGGCUCCGACCCCUCUCCCACGCUCGUCCGCGCGGCACGGCGCGUGCGCGAGCUUGGAUACGAGCCGGUGCCGCAUUUCGCAUCGCGCCGGCUGACCACCCGCACCGCGCUCGAUGAGCGCGUCAGGGCGACCGUUGCCGAAGCGGGCGUCACCGACAUUCUGGUGAUCGGCGGCGGCCUGGAAAGACCUGCAGGCGCCUUCACCUCGACGAUGGAAGUGCUGGAGACCGGCAUUUUCGACGCCAACGGCAUCACCGAUAUCGGCAUAGCCGGCCAUCCCGAAGGAUCGCCCGAUUUCAACGAACAGGUGGCGCUGGAAGCGCUGCGCCUGAAGAAGAAUUUCGGCGAGCGCACCGGCGCGCGGAUGCGCAUCGUCACCCAGUUCGGCUUCGAUGGCGAGAGAUUUGCGCGCUGGGCCAACGGCUUGCGUGACAAUGGCAUCGACAUGCCGGUGCAUCUGGGCGUCGCCGGGCCGGCCAAGGUGACAACGCUGAUCAAGUUCGCCGCCAUGUGCGGCGUCGGCAAUUCGCUGAGCUUCUUCAAGCGCAACACGCGCUCGAUCGCCACGCUGGCCACCUCCCAUUCGCCCGAAAGCGUCGUCGGCCCGAUCGAACAGGCCUGGCGCGACAAUCCCACCGGCGCCAUCCGCCAGAUCCACGAAACCAUCAUCGGCUUCGACCAGCCCUUUUGCGUGAUCGGCGAGCGGAUCAAUCCGACCGGCCGCAAGGUGCUCAAUGAGGAGCUGGAGCGCGACGACUUUUCGCGCGUGGAAGCCGAUGCGAUUGCGCAGGUGGCAGCGGGUGCGACCGUGCUCGACAUCAAUUCCGGCGCGGUCUUCUCGGGCAAGAUGGCCGAGGACCCGCGCUACGCCGACAACAAUUUCGUCGAACCGAUGCUGAUGCCCAAGCUCAUCGAGGUCGUCCAGAACGUCACCGACUGCCCCUUGUGCAUCGAUUCCUCGGUGCCCGGCGCGCUGGAAAACGGUCUGAAGGCCGCCAAGGGCCGCCCGCUUCUCAAUUCGGUCACCGGCGAGGAAGAGCGGCUGGAACUCGUCCUGCCGCUGGUCAAGAAAUACGAUGUGCCGGUCGUUGCGAUCUCCAACGACGACACCGGCAUUUCCGAGGACCCGGACGUGCGCUUCGCCGUUGCCAAGAAAAUCGUCGAGCGCGCCGCCGAUUACGGCAUUCCUGCCCACGACAUCGUCGUCGACCCGCUCGUUAUGCCGAUCGGCGCCAUGGCGACCGCCGGCCAUCAGGUGUUCACGCUGGUGCGCCGCCUGCGCGAGGAACUGGGCGUCAACACCACCUGCGGCGCGUCCAACAUCUCGUUCGGUCUUCCCAACCGGCACGGCAUCAACAAUGCGUUCCUGCCCAUGGCGUUCGCCGCCGGCAUGACCAGCGCGAUCAUGAACCCCGUCGCGCUGCCGGUCGGCCCGACGAAAAUCGCCGAAAAGCGGGCCGAAGUCGAAGCCGCCGGCAUCGUUCUGCCGCCGGACAUGGACGACGAAACCUUUGUCCGGCUGUUCGGCCUCGGCUCGACCAAGCCCCGCCCGGGCAAGGAGAUGGAGGCCAUCCGCGCCGCCAACUUCCUGCUCAAUCACGAUGAUGGCGGCGGCGACUGGAUCAAGUUCAACAAGCCCGCCUCCGCCUCGGCAGCCAACACCAAUGCCCGCGCCGGCGGCCGUCGUGGUGGCCGUGCUGCACGUGCGCGGGGGUGA